UGGAGAGAGAUGAUGAGGUUGUCAAUGUCAGUCCCAUGGAGACUAUCCUAGGACCUUAAAGGGAAGAUGCGUCAGCCACUGGGUCAUCUUCUUUGAUCUUUUUCUCACCAUUCCUUCUCUUCUUAUAGUUGGAGAGUGCACCAUAGACAGACAAGGGAGAGAGAGAGAGAGAGAGAGAGAGAGAGAGAGAGAUGAAAUCAAGCGUAGGGAAGUUAAUCUAUUGCAUGAAAGGCUUGCCUUGCCGAUCUUCAUCGGCUGAUGAGAAAAUGGAGGGUGAGAACGUCUUUGAAGGGGAGAAAACGAUCAAAAUGGAGGGUGAGAGCGUCUUUGAAGGGGAGAAAAAGACCAAAAGAGAGCCUGGUGGAUGGAAGGCUAUGCCUUACGUUAUAGGGAACGAAACGUUCGAGAGGUUAGCAACCCUUGGAUUGCUGAUGAACUUCAUGGUCUACCUUCUCCAACAUCUCCACCUGAAGCAGGUCUUCGCUACCAAUGUCAUCAACAUCUGGUCCGGUACCACUAACUUCGCUCCCCUCGUCGGCGCCUACCUCUCCGACGCUUAUUUGGGCCGUUUCCGUAUUCUCGCCUAUGCAUCCGUUGCAUCUUUUCUGGGAAUGGUAACACUGACACUAACAACAGUGGUACCAGAGCUGACGCCACCCAAAUGCAACCCAGACCUGGAACAAUGCAUGGGCCCCACACGGGCCCAGAUGGGCAUGCUGUACCUAGCACUGGGCCUACUGACGAUCGGAGCGGGUGGUAUCCGGCCCUGCAACCUCCCGUUUGGGGUGGACCAGUUCGAUGCAACGACGGAGAAGGGCCGGCAGGGCAUCGAUAGCUUCUUCAACUGGUACUACUUCACCUUCAAUAUCUCGAUGAUGAUCGCGAUGACGGUGAUAGUCUACAUCCAGGAUAGUGUGAGCUGGGCCCUGGGCUUUGGUAUCCCUACAGCCCUUAUGUUCUGUUCCAUUAUAUUGUUCUUCCUUGGUACAAAGAUAUAUGUGUAUGUUCCACCAGAAGGGAGUGUCUUCACCGGCAUCGCUCACGUGAUCGCCGCCGCUUAUAAGAAGCGUAGACUUACACUCCCCCCCGCAGAUGAGCAGCCACAUGUGUUAUAUGAUCCGUCGCCAAAGGGGUCCGCCAUCAUUAAGCUUCCACUCACCCAGCAGUUCAGUUUUCUAAACAAGGCGGCCAUCAUCACAGACAGCGAACUGAAAUCAGACGGCUCUCCAGAGAAUCCAUGGAGGCUAGGCAGCAUCCAACACAUUGAAGAGCUGAAAUGCCUAAUCCGUAUAGUACCCAUAUGGGCUGCAGGCAUCAUCACCUUCACUUCCAUUGCUCAACAGGCCACAUUCACCCUAUCUCAGGCAUUGAAAAUGAACCGCCACAUCGGUCCCCACUUCCAGAUCCCCGCAGGCUCCGUCGGUGUCGUAAACAUGCUAGCAUUAACCCUAUUCGUCCCCAUCUACGAUCGAAUCCUAGUCCCUGUAUCCCGCAAGAUCACAAAACAGCCAGGCGGGAUCACUCUCCUCCAACGUAUGGGAAUUGGUAUGGUGAUUUCAAUCUUUUCAAUGAUUGUGGCUGGCCUAGUUGAAGAAAAGAGGAGAAAGUCAGCCAUUUUGCAUGGUGGGCCAGCUGGGAUUGCACCGAUCACGGUCAUGUGGCUCGCACCACAGCUCGCACUCUUGGGUGUGGCUGAGGCGUUCAAUGCAAUUGGACAGAUCGAAUUCUACUACAAGCAGUUUCCAGAGCAUAUGCGCAGCCUCGCAGGCUCGCUUCUCUUUUUAAACUUCGCUGGCGCCAACUAUCUGAGUGCUUUCAUCGUAUCCCUUGUCCACAAAAACACGGGAAAGCACGGUCGACCCGACUGGUUGGCUGAUAACAUUAAUAAGGGUAAGCUUGAUUAUUUUUACUACGCUAUAGCAGGAUUAGGAGCUAUAAAUAUGGUUUAUUUUCUUGUGUGUUCUCAUUUCUAUCGUUACAAGGCCAUUGUACAAGAAGAGGCCAAGGACGUAGGUGUUGUUAUUGAACUAAACGGUACUAAAUCCAUAGAUAAUUAGAUGUUUAUGCAUAUAAUACAUGCAUAUUUAGAUGGUUUUGUGGCCACUCUUAUGUGGUGUGUACCAAUUGGAGUAGCCUGCCCUAGUGCUGAGGGACCUCCAUUUCUUCAUGCAAGAGAGUUGUAGCUUUUUCUGUUGUGGGGUUA
Molecule: messenger RNA, 2203 nt
Organism: Magnolia sinica
Lineage: Eukaryota; Viridiplantae; Streptophyta; Magnoliopsida; Magnoliales; Magnoliaceae
Product: protein NRT1/ PTR FAMILY 2.13
Exons: 4
Coding region: 192-2057 (621 amino acids)
Biological process (GO): transmembrane transport
Cellular component (GO): plasma membrane
Molecular function (GO): transmembrane transporter activity
Source: RefSeq, a predicted model, not a curated record